Lingula anatina is the source of this 3210-nucleotide messenger RNA. RefSeq names its product N-acetylglucosamine transporter UNC93A. NCBI's taxonomy places the organism in Eukaryota, Metazoa, Brachiopoda, Lingulata, Lingulida, Lingulidae. Gene Ontology annotation, molecular function: potassium channel regulator activity. Gene Ontology annotation, cellular component: striated muscle dense body; plasma membrane. Gene Ontology annotation, biological process: regulation of potassium ion transport; regulation of muscle contraction. The record is from RefSeq and is a predicted model, not a curated record.
CAUUGGCUGAAAUAACAUCAUGUUUUGCAUUAACAUAUGAAAUUUACCCGGAUGAAAGGCUUUACCAUAGUCCUAUCUAACAAUGAUGAAAUUCACAACAAAUCACAUCGACCAGUGGCUAACGUUGCAGACUGUUAUCGUAUUUAUAUUUCAUUUUUACCGUCGCCAAAGAGGAUAUGUUUUUGCUUCUGUUUGUCUACAUGCUUCGAAUCUAAGUCUUUGAAAGACAUAUUUUUGCCGUUUUUCCACCCCUGUCGAUAGUUAUAUUAUUCCUGAAUGGAUGGCUCCCUAUGAAAAGUUCGUUCCCUAUGCCACGAACUACUUCUGUCCUAUACGAAGAUAACUGUCUCUUCCCAAGUGCAGCAUACAUGUACGGAAUACGGCUUCAGUGUACGGUUCAGGCCGUUCAUCAGAGUCAUUGAGAUGACAUACUUUUAAUUAUAGGUACAUUUACAAUGGGAGCCAUAUGUUGUGUUGCUGGACAUCCAAAGAAGUAAACAACACAGGUGACGAAAAAAGAAAGGGAUGCUGGAAUGAAAAACAUCAAAAACGAACGGAACAGACAGCUUUCGUUGUGAGAAAAAACUUCCAGGGGAUCUAAUUUCCACGGGUGUUAAACUUUCCAGCAAGGCACUGCGAAGGAUGAACUCUCCAGAAGCUGCGUCAUCCGGAGCUAGUGAUGGGUGCGACUCGUCCAGAGAAAUUCUUUCGAAGGAAAUUUUUGAAAACGCUGAUGUCCAUUCUAUCGUCUUCCCCAAGAAAAAAAUCAUAAAGAACUUAACACUCUUGUGUGUGGCUUUUGUUUUUAUGUUUGCAGCAGUCCAAUCCUUGUUUGCGCUGCAGAGUAGUUUAAACAAAGAUGAAGGGCUGGGAGUGUAUGGUCUUGCCAUUGUCUCCAUUGCGGUGAUAGUGUCAUGCCUAUUUGUUCCAUCUCCCAUGAUAUCUCUUCUUGGAUGCAAAUGGACGAUCGUCACGGCGAUGUUCUGUUAUGUACUCUACAUUGCAGGAAAUUUCUACGCCGUUUGGGGUACAAUGGUGCCGGCCUCCUUAAUCAUGGGGCUGGGUGCUGCACCCCUGUGGGCUGCCAAGUGUACAUAUUUGACAGAGUUAGCGCUCCAAUAUGCAAAACUGACUGGAGAAACCGCCACUGCCGUAGUGAAUAGAUUUUUUGGCAUUUUCUUCGGAUGCUUUCAAACAAGUGUCAUGUUGGGUAAUUUCGCAUCUUCUCUGAUUUUGAGUCAAAAACCGGAGAACGAAACAGAAAUUUCCAAAGAACUUCUCGACAGAUGUGGCGCCUCCUAUUGCACGGGAGAUGAGGAUUUGGGAAAUGUGACACACGCAGGUCUAAAAAGGCCACCGGCAGAGACAAUUUACACUCUGUGCGGAAUGUACGUAGCAAGUGGGGUAGUGGCGAUCUUAAUACUUGUGACAUUUCUUGACCGACUGGCCGCACACCCAGAUACACCAGGCAAGAAACGGCCUCUGAUUUCAGUGCAGCUUCUCACGGCCACGUUUCAACAAACGAGGAGACGUGAGCAGCUUCUGCUCAUCCCUCUCACCCUGUAUAGUGGGUUGGAACAAGGAUUUAUAGGUGGAGAUUUCACAAAAAUUUUACAUCGUAUCAAAGAGCUGUGCCGCGAGGAAAUUACAUCGUAUGUGAGUUGCAGUGAAGGUAUUUGGAAUGUGGGCUACGUGAUGCUUUGCAAUGCUGCCGUAGAUGCCGUAUGUUCCUUUGGUUUUGGGAAGUUGGUGAAAGACAUUGGAAGAAUUCCAUUUUUCGUUUUUGGUUCUUUCCUACAUCUGUCGCUGCAAGUGGUGUUUUUAACAUGGCAGCCCACCUCAGACAGCCUAGCUUUGCUGUUUGUGUUUGCAGGACUUUGGGGGAUGGGAGACGCUAUAUGGCAAACUCAAAUUAAUGCGUUAUAUGGAGUAGUGUUUCACAACAACCAGGCGGCAGCGUUCUCUAACUACCGCAUGUGGGAGUCAGCUGGAUUCAUGUUGGCCUACGUCUUCAGUUUCCAGCUCUGUGUCUAUGUAAAGUUGUACAUCCUUAUUGGCACUUUGGCCCUGGGCAUGGGGGGCUACGUCACAGUGGAGGCCUUGCAGAAGAGGCAGACGCCUGGUCGAGAACUAAAUACAGAGAAGACAUCAGAACUGCCGACAGUGAAGGCAUAAAGUUAUAAUGAUUAUCCCGUUGUGCUUUUAUGUCUGUUUCCUUUUUUCUGUUAGAAGGUUGGAUGAAUGGUAAAAUUCUUACGUGAAAUUUAGCGUAUCCUACAACCACUAAGACUCGAAUUUACAAUACAAAGUGUACGCAACUCAUUGAUAACAUCCAGGGACCCUCUGACCAUAACGUCAAAUACUGCUACAUUGCAAAACAUCAAGGACUGUGUAACUCAAUUCAAUCAAAUCAUCAAGAUAGGUGACUUACAGCUUUCGCUCAUUCUUUCAAGUGCAAGUGAAGUGCUUCUUGAGAAUGCUUCUUGAGCUUCCAACGGUUACAAUUACUGGCCCAGGUUAAAAUCUCCGCUAUUGAAUCCGUGCCACAUAUUGUAGUCCAUAAGCUUUCACCCGCUUUCUUUAUUUCCCCUUGCUCGCUUCCCCUCGUUUCUCCCUCGUAAAGCCACACUUUCUAAACUUCCUUUGCCAAUUGCCUUGAUAACCUGUCCAAGUCCACGGAAUUGCCUCUGGAUGAUGGUUUGGAGUAACGCACGUUUACAUAGUUAUAAUGGUUAGGGUUAGUUUGACUUAACUGGGUCAAAAUCUAGAGCGAGGCUCACCUGCACAAAUGAAUGGGAAGCGGACUCUGUCACGUAACACCGACUCCCCUCUCCAACUCUCACUACCUAAACAGUUGGAGAUUUAGGGGGAUGUCAGAGGGGUCCUGACCCCCCUUCGAUUUCUGAAAAAAAGAUCACACCAAUGGUCCCCUCUUGAAAUUAGAAUUUUGACUAACUGAAUCAUAGCAUUAAACCAUACUUAAGGGCACCCCUAAAAUACCAAAAAUUUCGGGGGCCUUCAGCGGCCCCCGAACCCCACGCCAAGGGGAGAGAGGUGGGGGCCGGCUUUGCAUCUGCGAACCCCCCUUUAAAAUAAUUCUGGAUCCGCCCCUGGGUGUGCAAAUAUAUAUUGAUAGCUUGGCAUAUAAGGGGUGUUUUUGUCUUGAGAUAAAAUGGAUUGUUGGGGUAAAAGAAGCACUUGAAAACAAUA